This is a messenger RNA of Pteronotus mesoamericanus, 5255 nucleotides long. RefSeq names its product anoctamin 5 (gene ANO5). The coding region runs from base 1 to 3375 and encodes 1124 amino acids. The transcript is spliced from 22 exons. Gene Ontology annotation, cellular component: plasma membrane. Gene Ontology annotation, molecular function: protein dimerization activity; chloride channel activity. The record is from RefSeq and is a predicted model, not a curated record. Gene Ontology annotation, biological process: chloride transmembrane transport. NCBI's taxonomy places the organism in Eukaryota, Metazoa, Chordata, Mammalia, Chiroptera, Mormoopidae.
AUGGAGCUGACGGGCCAAGAGGCGGCGGGCCCCGAGGAGGGACCGGGGGCGGCCGGCACCGACGAGGGAGGGGAAGAGAUCAGCCCCGAGGUGGCAGCAGAGUGGAGCUCGGACGGCCCCCUACCGGUUUGGCCGCGGGGCGGGGAGAUGGCGGCCCCUCAGGGCGGGGCGACGGCGGAUCUUGAGGUCGGAGGGAGGAGUGAGGGGCGGGGCAAGCGGGACGGAGCGGACGCGCCAGAAAAAGGGCAGCGGGAGAGCGGGAGUGGAAAGGCCCCGGGGAAGCCCGAGGGCGAGGCGAGGAAGCCGGGUGACCGGCGUCCCAGCUCGUUCUUGGAGAGGUACUGGGAGGGGUCCCAGGAGCGCUACCGGGAGAGGACCGCGAAGCGGCCGGCCCAGGGCACGGGGCAGGUCAAGUGGAAUUAUCCUUUGGAGAAGAAGCCCAACUGGUUGGAUAUCCCGGGGACGUCGGAGAGGCAGGAGCCCGAGACCCUCCGAGCGGAGAGGAAGGAAGCCACCGCCUCUUCGGAGCCCGUAGUCCAGCGGCCCACGAUCACAUUCAAUCUCUCCCCGAGAACUGGCCGCCAGUUGCUGUAUUCUAUCUCCUCGUUUAGUGUCUUUAACGAGCUGGCGAAGAUGGGCGACCCGAACGUCCUGGAAAUGGUGCAGGAGGAAGAAAGAAGAGUCAGUAGGGAAGCAGACUAUAUUUUUGAAAUGAAUGAGCAGAGCCUGAGCAGCAGAGAGACCAGCUUUCUCAUCAAGGAAGAACCAACGCCUGCAAAAAGAUACAAUUUGUUCCUGAGGCGCCGUCUUAUGUUUCAAAAAGACAAACAAAGCAAAGACUCUAUCUUCUUCCGAGAUGGGAUUAGGCAAAUUGAUUUUGUGCUUUCUUAUGUUGAUGACGUAAAGAAAGAAGCAGAAUUAAAGGCGGAAAGGAGAAAAGAGUUUGAACAAAAUCUCAGAAAAACGGGUCUUGAGUUGGAAAUUGAAGACAAAAUGAACUCGGAAGAUGGAAGAACUUACUUUGUCAAGAUCCAUGCUCCUUGGGAGGUAUUAGUUACUUACGCUGAAGUGUUGGGAAUCAAAAUGCCCAUUAAGGAGAGUGAUAUUCCCCAACCUGAGAACAUCCCCUUUAGGUUUUUGCUUGGGCCUCUGAAGCUCGCAAGGAAUGUGAAGCAUCCUCAUCCUGAAUAUUUCACUGCCCAGUUCACCAGACAUCGGCAGGAACUCUUCCUCAUUGAUGACCAGUCAAGCUUCUUUCCAUCCUCAGCAAGAAACAGAAUUGUUUAUUAUAUUCUCUCACGAUGUCCUUUUGGCAUAGAAGAUGGGAAGAAAAGGUUUGGGAUUGAAAGACUUCUAACUUCUCACACUUACUCAUCUGCCUAUCCACUCCAUGAUGGUCAAUAUUGGAAGCCAUCCGAACCUCCUAAUCCUGUCAAUGAAAGGUACAUACUUUUCCAGAAUUGGGCUCGGUUUUCGUAUUUCUACAAGGAGCAACCUCUAGACCUGAUUAGGAAUUAUUAUGGAGAAAAGAUUGGCAUGUAUUUUGUCUUUCUCGGAUUUUACACUGAAAUGCUGUUCCUUGCAGCUGUGGUUGGCUUAACUUGUUUUAUUUAUGGCUUAUUAUCAAUGCAGAGUAACACAAGCAGCACAGAAAUCUGUGACCCUCAGAUUGGAGGCCAGAUUAUCAUGUGCCCACUCUGUGAUGUGACGUGUGAUUAUUGGAGACUAAAUUCUACAUGUUUGGCUUCGAAGAUUUCCCAUUUGUUUGACAAUGAGUCAACAGUGUUCUUUGCAAUAUUCAUGGGAAUUUGGGUCACACUGUUUUUGGAGUUUUGGAAACAGCGUCAAGCCAGACUGGAAUAUGAGUGGGACCUGGUGGACUUUGAGGAGGAACAGCAGCAGCUUCAGCUGAGACCUGAGUUUGAAGCUAUGUGUAAACAGAGGAAAAUGAAUCCAGUGACUAAGGAGAUGGAACCUUACAUGCCUCUAUAUAGUCGGAUUCCAUGGUACUUUUUGUCAGGAGCCACCGUGACAUUAUGGAUGUCUCUUGUCAUUGCUUGUAUGGUAGCUGUGAUUGUGUAUCGCCUGUCGGUCUUUGCCACAUUUUCCAGCUUCAUGGAAAGUGAAGCAUCCUUAAAACAUGUCAAAAGUUUCCUCACUCCUCAGUUAACCACAGCGCUCACUGGAUCAUGCUUGAACUUUAUUGUCAUCUUGAUCUUGAAUUUCUUUUAUGAAAAGAUAUCUGCCUGGAUUACAAAAAUGGAAAUUCCUCGAACUUACCAGGAGUAUGAAAGCAGUCUGACCUUGAAAAUGUUCAUGUUCCAGUUUGUCAAUUUUUACUCGUCCUGCUUCUACGUCGCUUUCUUUAAAGGGAAGUUUGUGGGCUAUCCUGGAAAGUACACAUAUUUGUUUAAUGUGUGGAGAAGUGAAGAGUGUGAUCCUGGAGGCUGUCUAGUAGAAUUGACAACCCAGUUGACCAUAAUAAUGACUGGGAAACAGAUCUUCGGAAACAUUAAAGAAGCCAUUUAUCCGUUGGUUCUAAAUUGGUGGAGACGCCGAAAAGCUCGGACCAACUGUGAAAAGCUGUACAGUCGAUGGGAGCAGGAUCAUGACCUUGAAACUUUUGGAUCUCUCGGGCUAUUCUACGAAUACUUAGAAACAGUAAUCCAAUUCGGAUUUGUUACGUUAUUUGUGGCCUCUUUUCCUUUGGCCCCUCUUCUUGCUCUCUUGAAUAAUAUUAUAGAGAUCCGAGUGGAUGCCUGGAAACUUACUACUCAGUACAGGAGACCUGUGGCUGCUAAAGCUCAUAGCAUAGGUGUUUGGCAAGACAUUCUCUAUGGAAUGGCUGUUAUUUCUGUUGCAACUAAUGCUUUUAUUGUUGCAUUUACAUCAGACAUGAUUCCUCGUUUAGUUUACUACUAUGCCUACUCAAGAAAUGCCAGUGAACCUUUGAAAGGAUAUAUCAAUAACAGCCUGUCAACAUUCCUGAUAGCUGAUAUACCAGACCACACUGCGCCUGUGGAAAAACGAGACUUCACCACUUGCAGGUAUAGAGAUUACAGAUACCCUCCUGAUCAUGAUCAGAAAUACUUUCAUAAUAUGCAGUUCUGGCACGUCCUUGCUGCCAAGAUGACCUUCAUCAUAGUUAUGGAGCACAUUGUGUUUCUAGUUAAAUUUUUGUUGGCCUGGAUGAUCCCUGAUGUUCCAAAAGAUGUUCUGGAGAGAAUCAAGCGAGAAAAGCUAAUGACUAUCAAGAUUCUCCAUGACUUUGAGCUUAAAAAAUUAAAAGAAAACUUGAUAGUUGGUUCUAAUGAAUUUGCCAAGGAAGUCAUGAUUCAGGAAAACAAAGCACAGCUGGCCAAAUCAACAAUCUAGUCAACAAAAUGAGUAAGCAGCUGGUUGCCUGUUUGGCGUUACAUUUCCCCUGGGUUAGGGCCAGACGCCAGGAGCCAUGUGUCAAUUUUACCCCUUCUCCUUGUUGUUCUUUUUUUUUUUAAGUCAGUGUUUCUGUACGCUUUUGUAGAGGCUAACUUUGUGAGGUCAGAAGAGUACCACUUGUCUGCUCUGUUGGCUGGGCCUUUCCUAGGUAUUGUUUUCUGGGACUCUAUAAAUGUUUGUUGAAAGUGCGUGUGAAAUCAGAAUAUGGAAAAUCAUGGAAUGUCCCAGUUUGUAAGGAAACAGUGGACUCGGGCUGUCCCAUUACCUUCCAGAGAAUCUGCACAUUUUCAUGUCUUCUCCUGGGUUGUUUUAUAUCUCUUUCCCAUCAAGAAAAAUGUUGGGACAAAAAGAAAAGAAGUGAAGGGGCCUAAUGAGCCAUAUUUAUCCUGCCAUUUUAGACUAUGCAAAUGAAAAACCAAAAUCAGAUGACAUAAGAAAACCACGUAUUAAAUAUACUGGGUAAAUAUCAUGGCGAGGGUUUAUUUCCAGAAUUGUCCAGAAUAAGUUAUGUUUCCAUCAGAAUCCCAGAUAGCCCUUCCAGGUAAAUGCAAAAUUGAUUUUUCAAGAGACUGAAUAUUUGGGUUUCAAGAAAAGACUAACAACUCAAUUCUUUAAAGACAAUAUUUGGAGAAAAAUAAUUUUAAGACUGGAUUGUCUUAUCUGGAAAAGGGCUUUAAGAAGUCAUUAGAUUGCUUCAGGUCUUUGAGUAAAUAAAAGCUAUCAUAUAGCAGUGAAUCUCUCUUCUUAGUAGGUAAGGAGUAUAAGACAAUGCACAUUGAUAGUUUAUUGACAAUGUAAAAAAUUGUUGAAUUAUAUAAAAAAAUCAUUUGUCUUCUACAAUGACUUUUUACAUCAUGAAGCUUGUUUAAGCAUUAGCUAUUUGCGUAAGUUAGGUACAAGUUGUUUAUGAAAUUUUAUUUCUUUGUUUAAGUCAAUCUCAAAUCUUUUAAUGCAUUUACAAUUUUUUGUAUUGAUUCAUCCCUUUAUAUAAUGUUCCGUGCCUUGUCCGUAUGACUUGGACCCACAAGCAGCUGUUGAUUUGCUGUGAUGUAACAUCUCAAAUGUGAGCCUACUCUAGAGAAAUUGUCAGUUUAACAUCAACUACAGAGUUUAACACCAAAAAUGAAUGAACUAAGUAAGAAUGAAGUAAUGGACUUGAUAGCUAAGUUUAAAAAAAAAUUGUUGAAUUAUUUCUCUCAUACUUACGCCAAUGGCACAUGUAUGCUAGUUCUUAUUCUUCUUUCCCUUAAAAUGCCAUAAGUAUAUAUAUAUAUAUAUUUUAACAUUAUAGAUGAGAGUUACUUUUCAAUUAUAUAUUAUUUGAAUCUCUAGUUUUAAAUUACAUUUCAGUUUCAAAAGAAUAGGGUUUUUUAAUUGCACAUGAAAGAAAAAACUUCACACUUUUUUAAAAGUAGUGUUUCAUUAUUUGAUGCUAAUAUAUUUUUAUGGAAUUGUCAGUAUUAAGUGUAUGGCAGGUGGUAUUAACUAAUGAUCGAUAUUAAGUGUUUAGAUCUGAGGAUUAUGAAUUUUAUAAAACCAUGAGACUGUUAUCCCAAUAUCAGCAGUAAUGAUUUGUCAUCCAUCAUUUUCAUAGAUCUUAUGAAUUUUUUUGUGUAAUUUGAAAUGAUCUUAUUAUUGAAGCAUGAUUUUGCAUGUGGAGAAGAUAUUUUUCUUGCUUGAGAAAACCAGUCACUGUUAUUGUGAAAUAAGCCACCGAUGUAGUAUGUUUGACUUGUUAAUUAAACUCUGCAUUACUAUGAUGUUAUACAUUGUGCACAGCUCUUUUGCUUCUUUCUUAGGUGCUAAUAAAAAUAAGA